Messenger RNA from Melampsora larici-populina 98AG31, 1074 nucleotides. RefSeq lists its product as uncharacterized. The transcript is spliced from 3 exons. Gene Ontology annotation, molecular function: peroxidase activity. The record is from RefSeq and is a predicted model, not a curated record. The coding region runs from base 1 to 1074 and encodes 357 amino acids. Lineage: Eukaryota; Fungi; Basidiomycota; Pucciniomycetes; Pucciniales; Melampsoraceae.
AUGGAUAGAAUCUCAGGCAUAAAAUCUGAUUAUAGGAUUCAUAAUGUUGAUAGUGUUGACUUUUCUGGUGUAAAGUCUUUCAACUUCCCAUUCCCAGCCUUGGUCAAGAUUUUAUCCUAUUUAUUUCAUCUUACUCAAACUUUAGCUUUAAUCUUAGUCUUAACCUUUGCAGACUUGAUCAUCACCAUCUUAAAUGUCUUAACACCUUCUCGUCGUAUCGGUCAAACUGUUCCACUUCCAUUUUCACCUGAUAGGCCUCCUCCUUUCUUUGAAUAUCCAUUUACAAAUGUGAUGUGUCAAGUUGCUAAAGUUUUGGGACCUGAAUGUCCAGAAUGGCUUAGAAUUUGGUCGGUUUGGGAUGGGAUUUAUCUUGAUGGGAAAUGGAAGGAGGUGAAUGUUGAGGAGGCAAACAAUGGAUCUCGAAGCCCUUGUCCGGCUCUCAAUGCAUUGGCCAAUCACGGAAUUAUCAACCCAUCCGGUCGAGAUUUAUCUUUUCACCAAAUCACUUCCGCUAUCAGUCGAACCUACAACCUAUCACCUACCAUAGCCAUGCAGCUCUUGUUAGGCGCUUACCCCAUCCUGGACGGUCGUAAAACUAUCAACUUAUCGGAUAUAUCAACUCAUGGUGUUAUAGAACACGAUGCAAGCUUAUUACGUCCAGAUAUUUACGAUCCCGAUUACAAGGGUUUCAAAGACACUCAGUCUCGUCCAUGGUCUGAUCUCAUCAACCGAUUUAUUCCAGCUUCGCCAUUACCUCUAACACCAAAGGAUCUGUCACAUGCGCUGACCAUUCGUCGCAUAGAAUGCGCUAACAAGAACCCUUGUUUUCAUCGCGCUUUGAACUUUGACCUUUUCGGCAGUGGUAAUUGUGGUUUGAUGAUCGAAAUCACUGAUGGAAAAAGAGAUGAGAUACGUACUUGGGCAGGUAUUGAUGGAAUUGAAAGGUUUGAACCUCAUUGGAGACCUUCUUGUCGUCAAGCUUUUGGGGUUAGCAUUCUACGUGCUCAAUACUUAAUGGCAAGGAUCGAGUUACACACGGGUACAAGUUUUGGUCCAAGACCUAGAAAUGUUUGA